This is a messenger RNA of Dreissena polymorpha, 11592 nucleotides long. Its product is annotated as cilia- and flagella-associated protein 47-like. The record is from RefSeq and is a predicted model, not a curated record. The coding region runs from base 110 to 9811 and encodes 3233 amino acids. Gene Ontology annotation, molecular function: protein binding. NCBI's taxonomy places the organism in Eukaryota, Metazoa, Mollusca, Bivalvia, Myida, Dreissenidae. The transcript has 56 exons.
ACUCCGAGCAACACAAUCCAAACAAUAUGGAGGAUUGGUUUUAAUUUGAGAAAUGGAAUGGAUUUGACUUGAAGUGUUUUCAUGAUUUGAAUAAUUAAAACCUUUAAACAUGGAUAGAGACGUUGCAGGGAUCCGUAUUAGCCCCGCGAAUGUUGCAUUUCACGAUACAACCCUGGAUAGUGUCGAACAGUUGAAUGUGACUGUGUACAAUAUCAGUAAAUCGAGUAAAAGCAUAAGAUAUUAUGCGCCAAAAACAAAGAAAUUCAAACUCAAAGUAAAAAAUCCAGACAAGCCAGUGGCCCCUGGAUUAUGCGUGCCUGCAAUUAUUGAGUAUACAAACACUGAGGAUGGUGAGUUCAAGGACAGAGUCGUGGUGACUGUGGACGGAGAGGUGGUGGAAAUCCCCAUCAUAGCGUACCCUACAAAACCAAUGCUAGAAAUUGAACAGACAGUUGAUUUUGGCAAUGUUGUAGCUAACAGUAAAACUAUUGCAAGGGAGAUAAGUCUUGUGAACCAUGGCUCCAAAUCGGGAGAGUUCAAGAUCAAGUAUGCUGGAAAUCAGCCAAUAGCCAUCAUGCCAACAAGUGGGACUGUCCCACCCAAAAGUGUGCAGCUCAUUAAAGUGGAGUUUGUGACAAAACAACCAGGAAAGAUUGAAGAAAUUGUGAAAGUGAAGCUGGAAGGUGAAGGCUCCAAGGUGAUCCAUGUGCGUGCAAACCUUGUGAAGCAAGCUCUGCAGGUGCUCUCCCUUGAGAGUGAGGAACCAAUCAGCUGCAUACAGUUCGGCCACACGUACUAUGGCUCUGACAAGACCGAGUGUGCUGUACUCUGUAACAACGGGCCGGAACCGGUCAACUUUGUAGCCAUUCUGGAUGAAGAUGCUAUUGCCCAAGAAAUGGGUAUUGACCUGACAAAGAACACUCUGGCUGCACUGGCUGAUCAAGGGGACACAACUCAGGUGCCGGGAGAGACCAAUGACAUUACCUCCCUUGUCACUGCAAUCCCCAAUCAAGGAAUUCUACAGCCCUAUGAGAGGAUACCUGUUUUCUUCCGGUUUAGUCCCAGGUGGAAUGCAUCCAAGGCAGGUUUUAAGAACAAGGAGGGUCCACCGCCCAGGAAGGACUUUGCUCUCUUUCUGAAACUGCAGAUCAUUGGCUCCAGUGAGGCAGACGGCAUGUCAGAAGACAAGAGUAUCGAGGUAGCGCUGACAGGUACCGCCCUGCCCGUUCUUCUUGACAUCUCCCCGGCAACCAAGUACGACUUUGGGGAGGUCCCAGUGGGGGAACAUGCGGACAUACUCUGCACUCUGAAGAACAGCUCCGACGUGCUGCCAGUAACGUACCAGUUCCGACGGAUUGCUCACUUUAUUGCUCAUCCACCGAAUGGCAAGAUUCAGCCACUUGCAACACAAGAUGUCAUCUUCUCCUUCGCACCUAACCAAGCUGGAUUCUUCAAGCCUCAGCAGCUGAUAGAUGUGAUUGGUCACGUGGCUGACAAUCGCAACCCAACCCUCGCCCACCUGCAGAUCAUCCACACCCUGCCGAUACACUUCCUGGGGCGCAGUGACCCUAUCACCAAGCACAGACAGCCCAAAUAUAACCCAGGCCUGACCCCGUAUAUCAGUAAUGAGGUGGGCAUGUUUGUGGACACGACCUUCGCGUCUCUCAAGGACAAGCCCCGCAACGCCGUGGCAGGCGGGAAGGCCACCAAGCUGCACCGCCUGGCCUCCUCUGUCAACGAGGACGAUCUUACAUCCAAGGUGGCGUUCCCCAAUGAUCGUGCCCAUAGCAUCAGGCCUAGCGAUAGGCACGAGUCGUACAAGACGAUAUUCACGCGUACAAAGCGUCACACGUAUGUGGACCCUGACUACGCCCACAUUGACGAUGAGGAGGUGAAAAAAUGGAAGCAUCGGGACAGCUACAUGCAGCUCAUACGGGAGAUGAAGGAACGACGACUCAACAAGAAGAAGGCCAUUGAGUUCAAUGAGACUAACACAGAGAUGGACAUCGGCAUCAAACCUGCCAAGGGCAUCCGACCCAAGAAACUGCUCCUGGAAGAAAUCCAGCCAGAUCCAAGACCCCCUACGCCUCCAAAUGCGGACUACAAGCUGCUCAGCAGCAAGACGCUGUCUGCUAGCAUGGGUCAUGUGACCAGCAAGCGUGUGCGAGACGGCCUCAACGCUGUGCCCACCACGCCACAGGAGAAGAUAGACUGCGGGAAGUUCCUCACUCCACAGGAGCAGCACCAAGUCGUCAUUGGCCCCUCAAUCCUGGACUUUGGCCAGGUGUGUCUGCGCUCGAUAACCACCAAGAACCUGGAGAUUGUGAACAACUUGGACCAGAAUGUGCUUGUAGUGGCCGAGAUUGACUGCCGGGAGCUGCGCCAGAGCAGCCCCCUCUCUCAGGUGGUGCCCCCCAAGUCUAAGGCCUUCAUCCCCAUCAUCUUUGAGUCCAACCAGAAACAGAAGUUCCAAAGGUCAGUGUCCUACACUGUUAAUAACUUCCACAAGCACCAUGUGACUGUACUGGCGGAGGUGGUGCCUGUAGCCCUUGAACUGUCCACAGAGGAGCUUGUGCUGAAACCUUCCUUUGGAUUGCCUUCUGAUGCAGACGUUCAUUUGUGUGGUUUCCGUGGCAUCAUUACCCUGUACAACAAGCUGAACUACCAGGCAGAGUUUACGUGGGCCCCUAACCUGGGAGAGAAGGGGACUGCGUUCUCCAUCCGGCCUGCCACAGGGGUUGUGGACCCCUUUAAGGACCUGGACUGCGAGGUAGUGUGGCACCCCUCGUACCUGGCCCCCGAGGACGGCUCCUUCUCUCUCAUGAUCCACAGCGGGAACACACUGCAACUCAAGUGCCGGGCUGAGCUGGGUCCGACCCAUGUCCAGUUUGUGGAGAGGCGUAUCAUGUUUGGUCAGGUGCCUGUCAAUCUGUGCACGACCCGCACUGUGCUGUUGGCCAACACAGGACAUAACCACGCAUACUUUCAGGUGAAUGAUCCCAACCCAUUCCCGGGUCUACAAGUGAGUCCCAUACAUGGGGUGGUGCCGGUUGGAGGUAAUGCUGAGCUGCAGGUAAAGCUGACGCCAGACGCCAUCCUAAAGUUUGACACGCGUGUCCAGGUUGCGAUCAAGGGAGGCAAAAACCUGGAGCUCCGUAUGGGAGGGACUGUGGAGCCACCUACUGUUGACAUAGACCUGCCCUCAUUCAAUUUUGGAGGGGUGUUUUGUGGUUCAGGGUCAACACUUCCAUUCAAAAUGACCAACAAGAUGACCACAAAAGCAAAACUGGAGUUUGACCUGUCCAGAUACAAGGACUUUACCCUCAACUUCCCAGGAUUCCAGACUCAAGAGGACUACACGUUCCAGGUGUUGAACCCGGGCAUGUUCUCUGUGACCUUGAACCCUGAGGAGGUCGUAGAGGGGGAGCUGAUCUUCAUGCCAACAGAGGUGGCAGCCUAUGACUUCACACUGCCUGUGAUCAUCAACCACACAGGGGCCCCCUCCCCGGCCCCUACCCCCUUCCCACCGACCCCGGCCCCCUCAAACAAGAACUCCCUGCAGCACAUCAUCAACCCCAAGCCCCAGCCCUUCACCGUGGAUACCCCAAGGAAGCAUGUGAUUGCAACGGCCCUACGCCAGCCCCUACAACUCUCAACUAACAAGAUAGAGUUGUUCGCCCCUGCCAGCUUCCAUGAUGUCUCCAUACAGUCCGGUCAGAUGCAGUCUAAGGGUACCAUCUUUGUCAACAACAGUGACAAAGAACUGCAAUGGGCCAUCGACCUGCGUAUCAACAACAAGACGAUGGAUGACGGGGUGUUCAAAUUCAUCCACCCCUCUGGGGCCCCAUUCACGGACCCUACAGGGGAGAACAAGGGGUACAUUGAGGGGUCUCUGAAACCAGGAGAGACCCAGCAGGUGGCAGUCAUGUUCUGUCCAAAGGUGCCCGGUCGGUAUGAGAGCCUGUACAAGAUUAUCCUCAACGAGAACUUUGAGAAGCCCUAUCAGUACCUGCAGGUGAUUGCCGAGUACAAGGCUCCCCGCCUCUGGUUUGAUCCCCUCGCUAUUGUACUCACCCCCGUACCCCUACUGACGGAGGUCAGCGCGGAGUUCACACUGUUUGCUGCACAGUUCAGAGAAGCCACUAAGAUUCAGGUUGAGUUACCUGAAGUGGAGUGUGAGGAUGGCAGCAAACUUUCACCUCUCAAGGUCACAUUUCCAGAAGGUCAAGUUGUGAAGCCCUGCUGCGGAGAUGAGGGUCAGAUAGAGCCAUUCAGUCUGCCAGUCAAGGUCACCUUCUCCAGCUCGCGCCCGGUCUCGUUCGCGCAGAACGUUCAGUUCUCUUUCCCGGACUGCAGUCGCCCGUUCAGCCUCAUGGUGACCGCCACCGCUGACAACUGCCUUAUGACGUGCUAUCCCUUCCUGGCCCUGCACCGCACGGACCAUCAGAUUGUGUGCGAACAGGGUUCCUCACCCAAGGGUCACAAGACAGUGUCCAAGGAGAGCCUGAACAACACAGGCGAGGCGGUGUUUAUCCCAUGCCAGACGCCCAACAUGAACUCCCGCCCCAGCACCAGUGCCACCAGCUCCAACUUCCAGAUCUCCUCGUCCAGCUACGAGUCCUCCACUAGCGCCUCAGACUCAACAGGCAGCUCGCCAGACAACCGUGACGGGGCCAAGAACAAGCCUCCUUCAGGCUCUGAUCACCAUGUCAUGUCGCGCCAGAACGACCUCGCGUCGCGCUCACUGGGCUCGGCCAUGUUUCCUGAUGAGGACUCAGAGGAAGGCAUCUUCCACAUGGAGGUGCUGCUGGCGGUACAGCGCUGGUUCUCGGCGCAGGGCUGGCCCGGCGGGCCCUUCCCCAUCAGCAUACCUGUCUCUCUGAGGAUGUGUAUAUGUGGCACAAAAGAAGGGAGAGGCAUCAGCCGCAAGCCAAUCGAUGAAGAGAAGGGCUCUAAGUCGGGCAGCUGGGACACCAACAACCUGAAGAAGGAGUUCAAGACAAUAUACGACAUGAUAAGCAACCUGGCUGGGCGACCCGUGCCCGGUAUCCCCAUCAAUGGACACCUGCCGUCUGACCCCAUUGAGAGGGUCAAGCAGGUCUUCUGGCAACACUCUACCCUCCUCACCUUUCUCAAAUGCCAGGGUGCGUGCCUGGCUUCGAUAAAGCCUGAGUACCUGAUGGACGUGCGAGACUACCACCUGUGGAAGCAGAUGCAGAGCGAGCUGAGACUCUCGCCCGAGAACAACGGCUUCUUUGAGGAGAUCGGGAAGGUGACCACGGAGGAAGAGCUGGAGGACGACGUGUUUGAGGCCGUGUCCAAGCGUGCCUGGACAGACAUACUGUUGCAGAUACUCAAGACGUUAGUGCUGGCAAAGAUCACACCCCGGACCCUCAAGCACAUGGCGUCACCCGACCGGACCGUGAGCAUGCCCGAUGUGAACCCGGACCCUCUCAGCUCCAACAUCUACAAUGUGGGGGAGAGGAUCAUACUGACGUGGCUCAACCACCACUAUGAGCACUACAGGAAGACUGUCUGGCAGAACUGUGACAAAGGUGGUGUGCCCCCAUCUCGCUGGAUCGUCAACUAUGACUUUGACCUGCUGGACGGACUUGUGCUGGGCGCGGUUAUCGGCGCUCAUAUGCCCUUCCUGAUCCGGACCCACCUCCAGGACAUGUACACACAUCCGGCCACAGCUGAGCAGUGCCUGCACAAUGCCCUGAAGGUAGUGAACGCGAUGCGGUUUGCUGGCAUUGACUAUGACAUCCAGGCCAUCGACAUCACAGACCCGAACCCUAUUGCCCUUCUGUUGCUGUGUGCUCACCUGUACCAGCGUCUACCCCAGUACCUGCCCAAGGCCACUGUUGAGUUCUCUGGUCCCUUGCAUAACACCGUCUCUAGACAGGUAAAGCUGAGCAACCCCAGUGGUAAGUCCCUUGUGUACCAGGUAUUGCUAGCAGGCCACGAUGCACGAGAUUUCAGAGUUCCCAAGGGCGAGUUUGUCACAAUACCGCCAAAAUCUAAUCUGCCGCUGAACGUGGAGUUCACAAGCCGCUUUCUGCGACCUUCCGAAGCUAUCCUGGUUCUGAUUGGGCGACGCCAGGGGUCAGCUGUGGGAUCAACCUUGACCUUUAAUCUCCGGACCCAAGUGGAAAAUAUAGCGCCAAAGAAAUUUAGAGACCCAGAGAAAGUCAUCCAGUGUGAAUCACCCUGCUAUGAGCUGGAGAAAAUCAACAUUGAUGUGACCAACCCUUUUGCUGAGGCCGGGGAAUUCCGGAUCGUCUUGGUCGAGGCUAGCGGGGCGCUUCUUGAUCCAGGCAAACAGGCGGCCAUCUUGAAACGGCGGGAACGCAGGAAGAAGCGUGUUAAGUCGAAGAUCGACUCGGGAAUUGUGAGGCCCGAGACACCCCCAUCACCGCCACCAAAGAUUGCGGACACGCUGCAGAUGCAGAGAGAUGAUGAUGAGAACCAGAUGAGUGCAUUCUACAGCCCGGUGUCGAGUGUGUACCUGGAUGUGGCCGCCAGUACCACCGUGGAGAUCCACUUCCUGCCAUUCAACGUCGGGGAGCGCCAGUGCUCCGUGAUCUUCCUCAAUGAGGCUGUCGGGGAGUUUCUGUACAGCAUUGAGGCUCGGGCCACACUGCCACUGCCUGACAUCGUGCCCUUCGUGAAGACAGCGCACAGCGUGAGGAUCAGUAGCGCCGCUGCCGCAGGUACAGGGAAGGGUCUGUUUGGGGGAGAUGAGCGUGUCGUGUACUGGAAGUGUGAGGCGGGUCAGGAACUGCAGGAAAACCUCACCGUACCCUACAACAACAACAGUCGUGAGCGCGCACUGAUGUUAGCAUCACAGCAGCGUAUGUCGAACGUCGAGUUGUCACGACGCAUGGCCACGGGAACACUGCACAGUAGCAUCGUAGCCGCACAAACCAUCACCAAGCUCUCUAGCGAUCCCAUGACCGCCAUCAAACAGGCGCAAGAGAGACGUCCCCAGGGUCAGACGUACACCAUUGAGGUGGACUCACACCAAUACAAGCUCCCUGAGAAACUCUACAUCCCUCCGUCUGGGGACCGCAGUCGCAGUGCUCCUGUAGGCAAGAACGUCUACGUUGCAUCCCCGAACCGUCACGGUCGUCUGGACAUUCCCGUGCGGUUCCUGGCGGAGGAGCCCGGUCACUACCCGUGUCAGAUCAUCCUGCGAGGACCGGACGACGUGCGAGUCUUCCGUAUCGAGUGCACCGUCAACCCGGAGGGCAGCACCGCCGAGCUGGCGUUCUCAGCACCUGUGCACCAGAAUGUCACACAGGAAAUACCUCUAGUAAACAUGACAACCAGUGACUGGCCCCUGAAGGCUACCAUCACAGGUACAGGGUUCCACGGGCCCCGCUCCAUCCUGGCCAAGGCCUUCCAAACCACAAAGUAUCCGCUCGUGUUCCGACCUCAGAACGAGAUUCCUGUUAAUGGCAAGCUGGUGUUGUUGAACACCGAGGAUGGCACAGAACACGUGUUCCAGCUCAGUGGGACGGCAGAGAAACCCCUCGCCCUUGAACACAUCGUGCUCAAGUCACAGGUCCACAAAGCUUUAACCUAUGACCUGAAGAUACCAAAUGUGACGCACAAGAAGUUGUGCUACAGAGUGGAAUCUGACCUCCCCAUUGUCACGGGUGACCAAUCAGUGACUGUGUUGGCUGGCAAGCAGGUCAUGUAUCGUAUAAAUAUAGCGCCUGUGAGACGUGGGGUCUUCAAUGGAGUCAUAGCCUUCAUCGCCGGCAAGAACCCUGUCGUUGAGGUUGACAGUGACGGUGAUGAGAUGCCAGACGAGGACGAUGAGACGCGUCAAUUCUAUGGUUACCGCGUCUGGUACUCUCUGGAGAUCCAUGUGAAACCAGGGGCGCCAGAACGCAUCAUCGAGGUGACAUGCGCAUGCCAGAAACGUCAGCUCCUGGAGGUGAUUGUGCGUAACCCCACACAGGAUGACAUCACGUUGGAGGCAACCAUCGAGGGACGCCACCUUGCGGGACCUUCGUCUAUUACACUGCCAGCGGGCUCAAAGGAUGUGUACACUCUGCAGUAUGCCCCUGCUGUGAUUGGUCAGACUAAAGGAAGUCUGAUAUUCUACCAUGACCUGGUGGGUGAGUUCUGGUACAUGCUGAAGCUGUCAGCUGAGUCUCCUUCCCAGACAACCCUUCCCCACCUGGAGUGUGAGCUCGGCAGAUGGACCAAACAGAACAUCCACCUGGACAACCCGACAGAUGAGACCCUGGAGCUGGUCCCCAGCCUGUCAAACACCAACAACUUCUCCCUUGAGAGGGACAACGAGCGGCCCCUUGUGCUGGCCCCACACUCCAAGAUGGAGGUGCCCCUCCACUUUAUGCCCUCCACCCUUGGAGAGGGGGACCACUUCGCCAAGAUCACCUUCCUUAGUGAACAGCUUGGAGAGUGGGUGUUUGUGGCGUCAGGUACCGGCCUGCUGCCCCAGACCCAGGACCCAGUGAGUGUGUUCACGGUGGCAGGCUCCAACACGACCCUCAUCAUCCCCUUCAGGAACCCCAUGGACAGCCCUGUACUCUGUGAGGUCAUGCUUAGAGACAAGAACACCACCCUGGAGGAGGUGAUGAACGGUGUGACGGACGCAGACACUGAAUCCCCGUUCUGCCUGUUGCUCAAACGCAAGGCUGGGAUCCGUGUGGGCCCCAAGUCAACACUGGACAUCCCUGUGUGCUUUGCACCAACUGAGAUGAAGAUGUUUGAGGCGGUGUGCACGGUGGUUGUGACACGGGAGGACGGGGGCCGGUGGGCGUACGCUCCCAGGGACAGCCAGGGAUACCAGCUGUCCCGUACAGGCAGUGAAGGGAUCCGAGAGGUCCGCUGGGUGUUCCCCAUACAGGGCAUCCCCGAGUCCCAACCAAUCAAGGAGUCCUAUGGUGCGGUCAUCGAGUGCCAGGCCCGAGACCGCCUAGAGGAGAGGCUAGAGGUCACGCUGGCAGGGGUUGCCCCGGUGACCUCGCGGCCCAUGAAGUCUAUCUACGCGAGAUCUGUCACACCAAAGAAUGAGUCGCCAAAACUUCCUGAUGGAAUCGUGGUUGGAGAAACCCUGGCCACAGCUGAAGAGUUCCUCUAUGACCUGGCGUACAAGGACAGCAACGCCCGGGAGGACCUCCAGAACUGUGUGGCUCUCAAGCUGGUACGCCAGCACCGAGACUCCACCUCGGGACUCGUGGUCCUGGUCUUCAACGUCAUCUUCAACCCCUUUAGGACCAUGGAUCACGGUGUGACCCUGGAGGUGAAGGCGUCCCAGGGCGGGGUCUGGAAGUUCCCCAUCAGGUUCCUGGCCCUGGAGCCGCCUGUGGACGACGUGCUGGAUAUCGAGGCCACGGGGCUCGACCAGGCCUCCUUCGUGGGCUUCAGGCUCACCAGUCAAACCAAGUAUCCGAUGGCGUACAGUGCAUACUUCACUGCGGGUAGUGACCCUGAAUUCUCCGUGGCCCCUGCUAGUGGGGAGUUACUUCCCUUGGGCAGCAGCGGCACGCUGAUCCGCAUAAGCUUCUGUCCGGCAGUGUACGGCAAGAUCUACACAGGAAAACUGGUUGUCCAGACCCCAGAGAUGCAGUGGAGCUACAAUGUGCGAGGAGUGUUGCCGGAAUAUGCCCCACCCCGGGGAAUCUCCUCCCGCCCUAUGAAGGGACCCCACCCCGACCCCCGGAUGAGAAGGGAGAGAACCAACUACAUACUGGACAAUAUCAGGCUCAAGACCACAGCAGUCAGCUCUCCUAUUAAAGGGGCUCCCAUUUUGCACAGGGUGAAAAUGGCGUGAGGCGAAUAAAUGACUUUUGUAAAAAAAUGAGAACAGCUGUUUCACUGCGUUUUGUUUGAAGUAUAUUUAUAUGGCAUAGUAUUAUGUAACCAUGCAUUUGAAACCUGUGAUUAAAAUGUUUUUUUUUUAUGUAUUUAAUAUUUUUGUUUGUUGAAUUUUAAAUGAUGCUAUUAUUUGGUUAUGAAUAAUAUAUUUGUCAUUAAAUUCAAUAAUUAUAAUAUUAAAAUUAAAUCCAUUCAGAUACUUUAUGUUAUUGUGCUGUCUUUUGGAAAAAAAAUGAAUGUGAUGAGAGAACGUUUUGAUGAAAGAAAAAGCAUAACCAUUUUAUGAAAUGUCAAAAUAUGAAUGUAUUAACUAUUUAGCUCUUUUCGGAUCAUUGAAAGCCAAAAGUAUGCAUUGCAAUCUGUGAAGCUUGUGUUAUUGAAUGCGCAAAAUGAGCCGUUCUGUGUAUUAGCGUGCAAGGUUUGUGUGAAGUAGGGAAAGGUUCUUACACUUUGGUACAAGAUUGUAAUUUUAAGCAGAUUGCCGUAAAAUUGAUAUUUAGAUUGUGUGAGAAUUUGUUGUUUGUCAGUAAAGGGCCCACCAUGCCAUGAUACCAAAUAUUUUUUCCUAAAGACAACCCAAUGUCAACAACAAUGGCAACUCUGCUUCAGUGAUAGAAAUCUAUGAAGUGACACAAAUUAUGAUGAUAAGUGUAACAUUUGCUUGGAUUGGUUGGUUUUCUAUUUACUUGGGUGUUAAAAUAACAACUUGGAUACCAUGUGUAUUUUUAUGUAUGUUUGUUAUUAUGUGCUGUUAUUGUUUAACAGUAUUUUAUCAGUCUGUGAUACAUAGUGUGACUUCUGCAACAUGUAUAUUUUAUGUAUUGACAUACCUAUUAUUUGUUACUUUGGUAUGAACAAAUUUACGUAUUCAUUUAUUUAAAGCACUCUUUGUUUCUACUUCUAUUACAUGACAUUGUGUUUGGAAACAGAUGCUAUCAGAAAUACAAAUAAGCCGCACUCUGUGAACAUCAGACGUAAUGCAUGUUUGUAAAGUAUCAUCCAUAGAAGCUAAAAGUGUUGUUUGAACUAAGCCCGUGCAGACUGCACAGGCUAAUCUUCAAGGAUACUUCACCCAUAUGCAUUAAUCCCGGGUUUUCCCAGAGAUGGCUCAAAUGCUUACUAAACUGUUGUAUAUUUUUUAUAAAAGGUGUUUACUUUGAACGUGUAUAGCUGUUGUGGGGUUCUUUUCUGAAAAGUUUCUUCUGUGCAAAACAUUACUAGAAAAUGACUUGUACUUUAAAAAUAAACAUUUAUUGACACACCAUUGUUUUUUAUGACUAAUACCAUCCUUGUCUAUAGUCCUUGGUUAAAACCAAUCAACAAAAGAUGUCUUGAUAAUUCUGUUUUCAAAUAAUUGUAAUACAUUAUUAUCACAAUUCUUUGUACAGGUUUUAUACAGUUUGUCAAUGUACUUGUGUACUUUAAUAAGGACGCAAUAACUCCUUCCUUUAUGGAAAACAGUGUGUGUUACUCUUUAUUAUAUGUCUGUUUUCUACCAACAAUGACUGUUAUUCAAGAUGCCAUCAUUAGAAGCUGUGUUUACUAAUGGCAUCAUCAGUUUCUGCAUAUCGCUUAUAAUAGAAAAACUGAGAUGUCAAUACAAACAUUCGGCUGACUUGAGAACUUUCAUGUCAGUUGGCAAAAAGAAUAUUUGACAUGACAUCAAUUGUUGAUGACAUGUUAUUUUAAUGUGGAAAAGAUAUACUGUACAUCUAUAAUAAAUGUAAUGUAACACUU